Molecule: messenger RNA, 1567 nt
Organism: Phymastichus coffea
Lineage: Eukaryota; Metazoa; Arthropoda; Insecta; Hymenoptera; Eulophidae
Product: protein roadkill-like
Exons: 2
Coding region: 401-1426 (341 amino acids)
Biological process (GO): proteasome-mediated ubiquitin-dependent protein catabolic process; regulation of proteolysis
Cellular component (GO): nucleus; cytoplasm
Molecular function (GO): ubiquitin protein ligase binding
Source: RefSeq, a predicted model, not a curated record
GUUAUAGCUAAGACCUUGUUUCGAGCACUCAAAGUGCCAAAUAAUAAAUCUUAGGAUCAUUUUACUCAAAGCAGGUCGAAUUCCAUACGAGCAUUUGUCGUUGUGCGCCUAAUCGCCAAUUAAUAGCUCGCCAUGAACAGACGUCUGAGUCGAGUUUGCCUCUCUUCUGAACCAGGAAGUAUGGGAAAUCGGGCAUAGCUGAGUCUAUAUAAUUGAGGGUUGAGAGCCGACGAAGAACAUUCUUGCUAGAGCUAUAGGCGAGUAAACACCUCGGUAUUCAUCCCGCUUCGCUAUCUCUAUACUCUGCCGUGUCAAAGUCGUACGAGCAUUCAACCCGCUAACGAAUAUAUAACGAAUCAAAAGAAAGCAGUCAUCGUUAAUGAAGAGCAGGUGUUGAAAAAUGGAUUUGAACGAGAUAGAUCCACCACUGGAGGAUUUUGGUGAAAUCGAGCAACAGGUGGCCUGCUCAAAAUGGACGGUUCACAACGUCAAAUCGAUCGUUUCGAAACGGACGAAGGGGCGCGUAACGUCGCCAAUUUUUUUCACCCACGACGGAAACAUCAACAGAUGGUGUUUCAAACUGAUUGCAACUACGGUGAACGACUUGAGCAUAAAACUGUUUCUCGUAUCGUGCAAUUACGACGAGGUGUUACUUCGUACCGGCCUGUUUCGCGUUUAUUGCAAUGACAUUUCAAUAGGAUCAAAAUCUGUGACAAAGCACACGUUCGCCGGUGAGGGAUCGGAACUUUGCUUUAUGACCGUUGACGACUUUCGCAUGUUCAGCUCAUACAUCGAGAUUUUGCAAGCGCAAGAAUUGCCGGAUUUGACGGUCGAGUGUCAUAUGACCGAUUCAAGCUUGCCUGUUACAGAUAUGUCCGUGUAUUAUCAAUCACCUAUAAGCAUAGUAGGCGACUACGAAUCAUUAUUUAUGAAUUCGAAUCUCUCUGAUGUAACAUUUGUCGCUGGCAAUCAGGAAUUCCCGGCGCAUAAAGCGAUAUUAAGUACUCGAAGUUCUGUAUUCGCGGCUAUGUUUCAUCACGAUAUGAAGGAAAAGCACGCUGAUACAGUAACUAUCUCAGACAUUGAUUCUAAAGUUAUAAAAGAAUUGUUACGGUUCAUUUACACCGGGAAAAUUUACGAUUUCGAUGAUGUGUGUCAAAAUCUCUUAGUAGUCGCCGACAUGUACAAUAUCGAGCCUCUGAAAAAUGCUUGCUUGAACCACAUGCUCAGAUGCAUUAAUAUGGAAAGUGCAAUUGAUAAUCUUAUAUUUGCUGAUCGAUAUGGAAUAGCUCAGUUGCAUAUUGCCGCGUUAGACUGCGUUGCGAGAAACUCCAGAGAACUUAUGAAAACGGAGAAAUUCAAAAAAUUGGUAGAUAUGCAUCCUGAAAUUUUGACAGAACUAUUUAAAAAGCUUGCGGUACAGUAAGCAGAUCUACAUUAUUCUAAAUCUCUAAUUACUUUUCUUGUAUAUAAAUUCUUGUAUUUCGCGUAACAUACAAAAUAUGACUAGAUUUAUUCGUGUAUAAAUUCUUUAUGUGAUAAAAAUAACUAUAUUUUUAUAAUAAAA